Messenger RNA from Macaca mulatta (Rhesus monkey), 3288 nucleotides. It is a transcript of the gene SARM1, whose product is annotated as sterile alpha and TIR motif containing 1. Gene Ontology annotation, cellular component: dendrite. Gene Ontology annotation, molecular function: protein binding; signaling adaptor activity; NAD+ nucleosidase activity. The record is from RefSeq and is marked provisional. Gene Ontology annotation, biological process: signal transduction; negative regulation of MyD88-independent toll-like receptor signaling pathway; response to axon injury. NCBI's taxonomy places the organism in Eukaryota, Metazoa, Chordata, Mammalia, Primates, Cercopithecidae.
UUUUCCCAAAACCGGGAUCUCUCCGCGCGGCCCCCGCCUCCAGGCCGGGGAUGUCCCCCGCGGCCCCGCGCCCAUGGUCCUGACGCUGCUCCUCUCCGCCUACAAGCUGUGUCGUUUCUUCGCCAUGUCGGGCCCACGGCCAGGCGCCGAGCGGCUGGCGGUGCCGGGGCCGGAUGGGGGCGGUGGCACGGGCCCAUGGUGGGCUGCGGGCGGCCGCGGGCCCCGCGAAGUAUCGCCGGGGGCAGGCUCCGAGGUGCAGGACGCCCUGGAGCGCGCGCUGCCGGAGCUGCAGCAGGCCUUGUCCGCGCUGAAGCAGGCGGGCGGCGCGCGGGCCGUGGGCGCCGGCCUGGCCGAGGUCUUCCAACUGGUGGAGGAGGCCUGGCUGCUGCCGGCCGUGGGCCGCGAGGUAGCCCAGGGUCUGUGCGACGCCAUCCGCCUGGACGGCGGCCUCGACCUGCUGUUGCGGCUGCUGCAGGCGCCGGAGCUGGAGACGCGUGUGCAGGCCGCGCGCCUGCUGGAGCAGAUCCUGGUGGCUGAGAACCGGGACCGCGUGGCGCGCAUCGGGCUGGGCGUGAUCCUGAACCUGGCGAAGGAGCGCGAACCCGUAGAGCUGGCGCGGAGCGUGGCAGGCAUCUUGGAGCACAUGUUCAAGCACUCAGAGGAGACGUGCCAGAAGCUGGUGGCGGCCGGCGGCCUGGACGCGGUGCUGUAUUGGUGCCGCCGCACAGACCCCGCACUACUGCGCCACUGCGCGCUGGCGCUGGGCAACUGCGCGCUGCAUGGGGGCCAGGCGGUGCAGCGGCGCAUGGUGGAGAAGCGCGCAGCCGAGUGGCUCUUCCCGCUCGCCUUCUCCAAGGAGGACGAGCUGCUUCGGCUGCACGCCUGCCUCGCAGUAGCGGUGUUGGCGACUAACAAGGAGGUGGAGCGCGAGGUGGAACGCUCGGGCACGCUGGCGCUCGUGGAGCCGCUUGUGGCCUCGCUGGACCCUGGCCGCUUCGCCCGCUGUCUGGUGGACGCCAGCGACACAAGCCAGGGCCGCGGGCCCGAUGACCUGCAGCGCCUUGUGCCGUUGCUCGACUCUAACCGCUUGGAGGCGCAGUGCAUCGGGGCUUUCUAUCUCUGCGCGGAGGCUGCCAUCAAGAGCCUGCAAGGCAAGACCAAGGUAUUCAGCGACAUCGGCGCCAUCCAGAGCCUGAAACGCCUGGUUUCCUACUCUACCAAUGGCACUAAGUCGGCGCUGGCAAAGCGCGCGCUGCGCCUGCUGGGCGAGGAGGUGCCACGGCCCAUCCUGCCCUCCGUGCCCAGCUGGAAGGAGGCCGAGGUCCAGACAUGGCUGCAGCAGAUUGGCUUCUCCAAGUACUGCGAGAGCUUCCGGGAGCAGCAGGUGGAUGGCGACCUGCUUCUGCGGCUCACGGAGGAGGAACUCCAGACCGACCUGGGCAUGAAAUCUGGCAUCACCCGCAAGAGGUUCUUUAGGGAGCUCACUGAGCUCAGGACCUUCGCCAACUAUUCUACGUGCGACCGCAGCAACCUGGCUGACUGGCUGGGCAGCCUGGACCCGCGCUUCCGCCAGUACACCUACGGCCUGGUCAGCUGCGGCCUGGACCGCUCCCUGCUGCACCGCGUGUCUGAGCAGCAGCUGCUGGAGGACUGCGGCGUCCGCCUGGGCGUGCACCGCGCCCGCAUCCUCACGGCGGCCAGAGAAAUGCUACACUCCCCGCUGCCCUGUACUGGUGGCAAACCCAGUGGGGACACCCCAGAUGUCUUCAUCAGCUACCGCCGGAACUCAGGUUCCCAGCUGGCCAGCCUCCUGAAGGUGCACCUGCAGCUGCACGGCUUCAGUGUCUUCAUUGAUGUGGAGAAGCUGGAAGCAGGCAAGUUCGAAGACAAACUCAUCCAGAGUGUCAUGGGUGCCCGCAACUUUGUGCUGGUGCUGUCACCUGGAGCACUGGACAAGUGCAUGCAGGACCAUGACUGCAAGGAUUGGGUGCAUAAGGAGAUUGUGACUGCUUUAAGCUGUGGCAAGAACAUUGUGCCCGUCAUUGAUGGCUUCGAGUGGCCUGAGCCCCAGGUCCUGCCUGAGGACAUGCAGGCUGUGCUUACUUUCAACGGCAUUAAGUGGUCCCACGAAUACCAGGAGGCCACCAUUGAGAAGAUCAUCCGCUUCCUACAGGGCCGCUCCUCCCGGGACUCAUCUGCAGGCUCUGACACCAGUUUGGAGGGUGCUGCACCCAUGGGUCCGACCUAACCAGUCGCCAGUUCCCAGCCCUGCUGUGACUUCCACUUCCAUCGUCCUUUCUGAAGGAACAGCUCCUCAAACUGGCCUCCCUGGGCUGAGACAACCUGGGCUCUUCUUAGCAAAUGGCUCUCCCUCUCCCUGUCCCCCACCCUCAUGGCCCACCUCCAGCCCACUUUCCUCAGUAUCUGGAGAGGGAAGGGAAGUCAGACUUGGGCUCGGGAGGUUAGAACUCCCCCAUGCCCUGCCAUUGGGUUGUCUGUCUCUGUCAUGGGGAGGGUCCCUGCUCAGUUCUGGAGACACUGGAGUUGGGGUGGGGGUGGUUCUGCAUUCCCUUCUGCUCUGAUAGCAGCCAGUUUGAGGAUGAAGGAAGGCAGCCUCAGACAGGAAUUAAGGCAAUGCCCAGGCAGGCCUGGGCACUGUAUUCUGAGCAAGGGCCUGGGCCCAAGAGCCAGCCAGGGAUGAGUGCCAUCAUGGCUCUUCACUCAGACUGUGCCUGGCCCCUGCACUUACAACUUCCUGCCGCUCUGUGGCCUUGCCCUGUAAUCACUCAGUGCCCUUAGCCAGCCUGACUAGGUCCCAGAUCCCCUACAGCUUCCUUCAGUGUGGUAUCUUUUGCCACAUCCAGGGCGAGGGUUGAGGUAAAUUGGCCCUCCCUCUGACUUCCUUGUCGCUGCAGCCAGCUUUGCUGCACUUGCUGGUGCACAGGAGCCUCCUGUUUGGGCCUGAGUCUGGGCAUGGGGAAGCCGUGCCUCAAAGCCCACCCUACCCCAUGCCUUGGUGCUGUGCCUCAGGCUCCUUCCUGGUCUGGCCCAGCUGGCUACCCCAGCCCCUCAGCUAUCCAGGGCUACCCACCGCUUGCUCAGGGACCAGGCAGCCCCCAUGGCAGUAAAAGCAGCCUGGACAGAACCUGCAGCUCUGUGGAAAGAGGCAAAGUCCUGAAAAGGCAAAAGGUUGUCACCUAUGGCAGCUUCUCCAACUUUAACAUGCAUCCAAGUCACCUGGGAAUGUUGUUAAAAUCAGGAGAUCUGGGGUGGGGCCUGAGACUCUGC